Dermacentor albipictus is the source of this 2177-nucleotide messenger RNA. Its product is annotated as ipis-1-like. Gene Ontology annotation, molecular function: serine-type endopeptidase inhibitor activity. NCBI's taxonomy places the organism in Eukaryota, Metazoa, Arthropoda, Arachnida, Ixodida, Ixodidae. The record is from RefSeq and is a predicted model, not a curated record.
ACGAGAUUCCGCCGGCCGACGCGCGAUCGAACAGAAGAAAACGUUUCGGCAGCUGCCCGGUUGCGAUCGGCGAGGGCGGCAGCGGUUCCAUUUUACCCUCCCCGUCUGACUUGCUGUGCACCGUGGCCUCAGUCGCGAUGAUACCGGAACAUUCGCUGCAGCUGCCUUCGUCCAGCACCCACGUCUCGCUGACCCAGGCCACCAGCACCCGCAGUCCGUCCUGGCCCCUGGACGAGAGACGCCAACAGGAGGGCAAGUUCAGCGGCAGUCGUGAAGGACGCAGGCCUUCAAGAAAGAACUCCUCCAGGCGCAACGCCAUCGCUGAGCUGAGCAACGCCAUCCUGCAGUUCGGCGUGAACCUGUACCGCGCGCUGCGAUCUGGUUCCGCUACGGCGGCGAGCGACACGCUGCCGGUUCAUGACCAUCUAGAAAACGUGCUCUUGUCGCCGUACCUGAUCGCCAGCAUGAUGCAGCCCAUGGCAGCAGGCGCACGUGGUGAAACGGCCGCGCAGAUUUUCCGCCUCUUCCAAUGUCCCGAAGUGGCAGGCGUCGAUGGACCAGACAUAGGAGACCAGGUGGUGCGGUACUUCGCGUACCGAGACAAGCGUCUCUUGCCGGACGGCCGUCGGAACCGCUACCAGCAGGCCGGCUUCACGACCCAGUACGACUGCUGCCUGCACAGGGACCGCCGGGUGGCACUGAAAGAAGACUUCGAGGAGCGACACCUGAGGCGGCUGUGUGAAGACUCGGUGCCGUCCUCGUCCCAGAGCGGCGGUGCCGGAAGCGGCUCCGACAGACGUCGCCGCAAGCGCCCACGCUGUGGCCGUCUUCUUCGCAGCGAGAGCCACGACUUCGUGAACGACUCGGUCCACCAGCGUUGGAAGAUCGAGACUGAGCUGAAGGACGCUGUGCCACUUCUGGGAAAAGGUGCUGCCUGCGAGGCACUUCCGCGUGGCUCAGUGGACGAGCACACGUCCCUCGUGCUGCUCAGCGCCGUCGCAGUCAAGGGCCGUUGGCGACGCCGCUUCCACCCAGCCCAGGUGAACGAGGGGAUCUUCUACGAGCCUUCUUCGGAUGGAGCAACGGGAGGAGUGCAGCAGACGGCCAGCUGGAAGCCACGCGCGGUCAUCAUGAUGCACCAGACAGGAAACUUCCGCAUGGCCGAUAGCGCUGAGCUCGAGGCUACGGCUCUUGAGCUUCCUUACAAGUCCGGCGCACGGUACCUUGUCGUUUUUCUACCUCGAAGACAAGACGGCCUCGACACGCUCGAGGCUCGGAUGACCGCCGCCAACCUGGCACAGUGUCUGCGCCAGAUGAAGAGGCGCAUGGAUGUCGACCUGACGCUGCCCAAGUUCCACGUGCGCGCAGCGACCGACUUCGCGGCGGCGCUGUCGUCGAUGGGCGCAGAUUUGCUUUUCGACCGUGGCGCUGCCGACCUUUCCGGCAUGUGCGCAUCCGAGGGCGCGUUUGUGUCCGUCGCCAGGCACGCGGCGGCCUUCCGCACCAGCUGGAAAGGACGCGUGAGCCGCUCCCCCCCACUCAUGCCGUCGAUGCAGCACGAGAAAUUCACUGUUAACAGGCCGUUCCUGUUUCUGGUGCUGAGUCGGAGACCCAACGCCGUGCUCUUACUGGGAUCCGUGAGGAGCGUCAGACCUCACUUCUGCCCGGAGCUCCUCCCGUCGGCCUAAACUAAGGGACCACUGCAAGCGCCUUAUGAUCAGAACGCAAUAAUGAGUUUAUUUGUGUUUCGUUUAUGUUACGCAGAACUUCUAUUCGUUAGAUAAAUGACUGCGCGAGCUACACGAGAGUAAGGUGUGUCCAAUUCUCUGAACAAUCCGAGAGAUGGCGUAAUGGGUGCUCACCCACCACUCGCCGCAUUUUCGAAUUGUUCGCGCUAAUUAAACACUUACACUAAAUCACGUUUUCAUUUCAGUAACUUAGAAACAACGCUUAUCGAUUAUCACUGCAGUUAUUGUGCAGAAAUUUCGCAAAAAGUUCUAUUUUCGUGGGAGCAAUACCAGUCGUAUGUCUGCAACAGCACGAAUCAACACACCGAGGAUGUGCGCAUACAUUAAUUUCUAUAGGACACAAGCUGAGAAAAAGAUCAAGUACCUCAUUCAGCGAAUCGUGCCAAAUGUGAAUCAUGCUGGGACUAGCGCUUUCGAAUUCCCCCAAUA